Penaeus chinensis is the source of this 4472-nucleotide messenger RNA. RefSeq names its product protein Wnt-2b-A-like. The transcript is spliced from 6 exons. NCBI's taxonomy places the organism in Eukaryota, Metazoa, Arthropoda, Malacostraca, Decapoda, Penaeidae. Gene Ontology annotation, molecular function: frizzled binding; cytokine activity. The record is from RefSeq and is a predicted model, not a curated record. Gene Ontology annotation, biological process: neuron differentiation; multicellular organism development; cell fate commitment. The coding region runs from base 589 to 1695 and encodes 368 amino acids. Gene Ontology annotation, cellular component: extracellular region.
UAGAGAGGCUCUCGCGCGCCACACCUGGACGCCUCCGACCAGUCCUGAUCCUGUGUUGGCUCUUGUUGGGCUGGCUUACGGCUCGUGUGCACUCGCUUCAUGUUGGCAGCAUGCGGAAUGUCUCUAUGUUGCUCGCUCCCCGUACACGUCGCUGCGGCCCGCGCUGCCACCGUCUGCUCACUGUGUCUUGACGCUCGUUCCCGGUCUUGAUUUACGACGCGUGAUGCCCGAAUGAUAAGGGGGCGUUCCUGUGCUAUAGUGUUCCUAAAGGCAUGCCCGUCGUGUUCCAGGUGCGAGAGCAGCGGCCGCGCCGACCUGAGAUGCGGUCCGAGUUUGUGAAAAUGAAAGAGCUCGUCACGACCGCCACGACGACCGCCGCAAAGUGACGCCUGAAGUGUGUUUGGCACAAGGAGAGACCGAGACGGUGCCGGGGAGCCUGGAGGCCUGUCGUGCGCCUCGCCCGACACCCCCGACAGGAGAAGCUGGACAAUGAGGCGCGCUGCUGUGUGGCCUCACAGUGGUGUUCGGAGGCCUCAUCAUGGCAAGCGCUGAGGACGCGAGGCCGCGGAAUGUGAGGCAGUGGGAGUCAUGAGGUGGCGGGAGGCUGGCCCCGUGGUGGUGGUGGCUGUGCUGCAAGUGGUGGUGGUGGUGGUGCUGCCCUCCCUGCUGCAACCUGCACACGCCGCAUGGUGGUUUGUGUCCCAGCUGAGUGCGUCGUACACGUCGACGAGGAUCCACUGUGAAAACAUCCCCGGGCUUGUGCGGCGCCAGCGAGUGCUAUGUGAGCGGCACCCCGACGCCAUGCUCGCCGUGACCGAGGGUGCCACGAUGGGAGUCCAACAUUGUCAGAAGCAGUUCCAGGAUUCCCGUUGGAAUUGCUCCACCAUUCCUCGAGAUGCGUCUGUGUUCGGCAGACACGUUCUGCGAAGUACGAGGGAAUCUGCCUUUGUCUACGCCAUCAACAGUGCGGGUGUUGUGCAAGCGAUCACGCGAGCCUGUAGUCGUGGCGCCAUCAUGAACUGUGCCUGUGACAUCACCAAGAAGGGCAGCCACAGGGACCGCAUGGGUCAGUUCACGUGGGGCGGCUGUUCAGACAACAUCCGCCACGGCACUGCCUUUGCUCGACGCUUCAUCGACGCCCAUGAGAGGCGGCAGCGAGACGCCCGCGCCCUCAUGAACUUGCACAACAAUCGGGCGGGACGUAAGGCCGUCAGGAAACAAAUGCGACUCGAAUGCAAGUGUCACGGCGUCUCGGGGGCGUGCACCGUCCGCACUUGCUGGCAGACCGUGGCGUCGUUCGGAGCCACGGCGCGAUGGCUCAAGAGGAAGUACGACGGAGCCACCGAGGUCAGCAUGAGGCCCGACGGCGCUGGUCUCAUCCCGCGCCACGGAGACCACAAGGCACCGAGGAAGACCGAUCUGGUGUACCUGGAGCCCUCGCCGGACUACUGCGGGGAGGACUCGUCGUCAGGAUUCGCAGGCACGGGCGGCCGUCAGUGCAACCGCACUUCCCAGGGCACGGACGGGUGCGACCUGCUGUGUUGCGGCCGAGGAUACGACACCCAGCGGAGACUGAUCACCUCGAAGUGCGAGUGCAAGUUCCAGUGGUGCUGCUUCGUGGCCUGCAAGACCUGCGAGACGUGGCGGGACCUGCACUUCUGCAAGCCCAAGCAGGACCCGCUGCCCCUCCACUGACAUGCGAUGAUCCUGCUCCUUUUUUCCCCUCCGUGAGAGCAGUUGUUACCGUGUCAGAAGUGAUAACACGAGAAGUGAAAUGUAGUGAUUAGUGACCACGCGGCAGAGUCCAGACCGGAGGUAAACAUGACAGAGGGGUUGCCACGUGGCUCCAGGCGGGUCCUGGACGCGACCUCUGACUCGCCAUCGUGGAAGACGCUCUCGACACGUGACCAGCGCGAAGAGGCGGUCACUCGGCGUACCAAGUGCUCCUUUCAUAACACCUGUGCUACAACAUGUGUGCUUCGUAUGUUCUUGAACACUAAGGCUCCCCACAGCACUUAAUGAACCCAGAAGUCUCGCAUGUUCUUACAGACGUAAAUCAAUGAAAUAGCUUGAGUUAUAGUGACAGCCCCUCUCAGUAGAUGCGCCCAGCGAGAAUUGACUGAGGUUAUAAAUUCACAUGCACAAACUGGACAAUGAGAGGACCUGCAUGGGGUGUUGUGGCGAGGUGUGGCGCUGGUGACUAGGCUGAGUGGGUGAAGUAAUUACAAAGCUCAGGUAGUAAGGUAUGACGCAGCUGCCCUCAGGCGCUGCAUCUCGCACAAUAUACAAGAAAAUCUGCAGCCGCGUCUGUUUGUGCGUGGAUUGGUUUGUGUUACGUGUGGGUGUGCGUGAGUGUUUGUGUGUGGAUUUUUUUGUGAACAUGCCCAUUUUUGGGUAUGUGUAUGCAUGUGUGUGUAUACCACUGCGUAUGUGCGCACGUGUUUUUUUGUGAACACGCUUCGCUACACAUAUCGCUAUACACGGAUACACACAGACGUAUAGAACUGCGAUGUCUGGAAAUACCACGCUGUCAACACCACCGCGUGCACACAGCGGUGGAACCGUCGCUCGCCGGAACAUACCCGGUGUAGACUACUGCGAUACGUAAACCUAGUGAGAUUAUGUAGUUGGUAAACCCCGAAUAUUAGGCAUAUGUUUUUUCUUCAAUUAAGCUUGCAUGUGGAUGUGAUCCCUAACUGGAAAACCUGCUUCAGGCAUCUUGGCAUGCUGGCCAUGACCUGGGGGGAUCUGGCGGCUCGUCGCAGUUGUGUUAUGGAAGACUUAGGUGUAAAUGAUGUGUUUAAAGUAUGUAAAUAAAUGUGUUUACAGGCUGUCACUUGGUAGAGAAGUGCGUUGGCUUAAAUAUUCGCUCCCAGUGUAGACGUAGUGUAGUUGGAGAACACCUGUUAUUCAGAAAAAAAAAAUGUAGUACUUACAGUGAAUUGAUAUGUUAAUGUUGGCAGUCAUGAUGCAAACAAUUUUCUUACCAAUACUUUCAAACAGUGAACAGGACAGAAUCUUCACAAUUUUUCUUCGAAACUCAGACAUCAGUCUGACUGUUUUAACAAGCACACGAAAAAAAAAAAAAAAAAAAAAACAAUCUGAAUAUUAAAAUGUUAUGAAUAUCCACUUCCCAGUUCAUCUACGAAAACUGAUGGCUAACGUAUGUCCUCAUAUUUCUGCAAGAAUUUUUUUUUUCUUUUUGUGUCGACGGCCAUUGAGGAUGAUGGUAAAUCUCCAGGAGUACCUUUUAUCAACUGUAUUGUAUCAUUUGUACCUGUACCUAUGUAUACAUAAAUAUGUAAAUCAUGUAGAGUAUAUUUUAAGGGUUGGAGCAGGUAAUAUCAUAAUAGAUUAAAUCAGGCACGGAAGCUGUGUGUAUUGAAAAAAAAAAUACCCACAAUUGGCUGUUUCAUAUUCAUGAGGCUUAGUUUAACAAUGCAAUGCAAGUAAGUUGAAAUAGUGUUGUGAAGUUAAAAAAAAGAAAAAAAACAGCAAUAAUAGUAAAAGAAAAAACGAUGCGGUCUAAGUAAUUUUCUUUUCUCUCGCUCUGUGCAUUAUAUCACGAUUCUAAUACAGGCAAAUGCACUGGGCGUCCCGGAUUCAGCCAUCAAUUUCCCGGGACUUUCCUAGCGUAAUGUAUAUCCUUAUAAAUAAUUUGCAAACAAAAACAGCCACCAAAUAGAAUAUAUAGCCUUCUCGCUGCCCACGCUAGCACUGCAUACAAAAGGUUCCCGGUUAGCGCACUCGAGCAAAAACUGACCGAGUUACUUCCCCAGACCGACGCAUAUUAAUGACAAAUCAGCUGGUGGAUCGAAAUCUCUCUGUUAACAUAAGAUGCCGUGCGAUUUGUCAAGGGGAUGAAUAUUUAUGUUAGUACAUCAGCCAUUAUUUCGCUUGUGUCAUGCCAAGGGAGCGGAGGUUAGCCUAGGAAAAAAUAUAUAUAUAUUUGUCGGCUCUUUUUUACUAUAUAAUCCUCGUUCAGUUACACGUUGGUGAGAACUGGUAACGAUUCGAAAUAUCAUGACCAAAUUAUACAUAUGCAAUUGCAUUUGCAUCAAGUUUGUACAUCUUAAAUGAAAGCAAACUGCUCAUACUUCUAUUCAAACCGUUAGAAUCACUUGGAGUACUUUGUUCAUCAUUUUUAUUACUUUUUUGUGAGUGACAGCGAUAGCCUGAUGCUGGACGAUAGCAUAUCACAAAACUCCGCCUCCUCUCACGUGUAGCUGUCAGAUAGGAAUGCGCUGAAAUCUGUUAUUAUAUCUAAUUUGUCUUGUUUAUACGGCGAUAUUAUCUGGUCAUGAUGUCGACUCGAGCGUGCGUAACCUCUCUCCUCCCCCUCUCUUCUCUUCUUAUCUCUCUCUGUCUCUUUCUCUUUCUAUCCAUCUUCCCUUUUGUCUUGCGUACUGUAACGUCCCUUCUCUUUCUCUUCAGUUCAUUCUCUUUCUUUUCCAUCAUUCUCCCUCUCCAUU